AUGUAUAUCUGGCAGACGGUAUGGCUAAACCCGAGUCUUGAAGAGUUAGAGCUGGAAAUGACGCUGGAGCCGUGCCUUCGUAGUAAUUUCUCUACCUGGUUAUCCAUCAAGGGGGGUUGGAUUCAACGUCACAAGCCAGAUGUAUCUAGGAGCUCGUACUAUGGUGACCAUGGCCAAGGCACCGUCCACCGCCGUAUUGGAAUCGGCGACUAUCUUGACAAUUCGCCAUCGCGUAUGCUAAAAAGCGUGCGGCAAUCAUGGGUAGCACUCUCGUUUCGUCGUCGACGCGGAUCCCUAUCGGCUCUUCAACCCACACCGUCUGCGCUUAAUCAAUUUAAGAAGGACUGCAUCGAUCAGGGCUUUGCACUACCAGAGCGUAUGCGGGAGCAAGUGGUCAUCUCUCAGCCGGAAAAUGUGGCCGAGAAGGCGAAGAUUGCCCGGGAAAUCAAGUCUGGAGAGGUCAAGCUAAUUGACCUUGGGACAAAGAAGAAGCCAGAGGCUUAA
Molecule: messenger RNA, 504 nt
Organism: Paracoccidioides lutzii Pb01
Exons: 3
Coding region: 1-504 (167 amino acids)
Source: RefSeq, a predicted model, not a curated record